This is a messenger RNA of Cladocopium goreaui, 4194 nucleotides long. The record is from the annotation of a GenBank genome assembly. Lineage: Eukaryota; Dinophyceae; Suessiales; Symbiodiniaceae.
AUGAUGCCCAUGCCUGGAGGAGGAGGGCAACAAGGAGUUUUUGUCAUCAAUAAGAAUGCAAAGCGAGACCAGGGGCGCAAAGCACAGCUCACAAACAUCCAGGCUGGCAAAACAGUCGCCGGGAUCGUGCGCACCACAUUGGGCCCCCGCGCUAUGCUGAAAAUGCUGUUGGACCCUAUGGGCGGCAUUGUGAUGACAAAUGAUGGCAAUGCCAUUUUGCGAGAGGUAGAUGUCUCUCAUCCAGCAGCCAAAAACAUGAUCGAGCUUAGCCGUGCUCAGGACGAGGAAGUUGGAGAUGGCACCACUUCUGUCAUCAUUCUUGCAGGGGAGCUCUUGGGGGUAGCAGAGCCUUUGCUUGAGAAGAAGCUUCAUCCGACCCUCAUUGUGUCAGGGUACAUGAAGGCCCUAGAGGAUGCACAGACUCUUCUUAAAGAGCUUGCGUAUCCUGUAGAUGUUGAUGAUCCAAAGGCCCUUGGUGAAAUUGUCCGCGGGUCGAUUGACACAAAAUUCGCUAGCCGGUUUGGUACAUUGAUCUCUGACCUUGCCAUCCAAGCAGUGAAGACUGUCUGCAUUGUCAAGCCUGAUGGGCGCAAGGAGAUCGAUGUAAAGCGCUUUGCAAAAGUGGAGAAGAUCCAGGGUGGUGAACUCUCGGAUUGCAAGGUACUGGACGGAGUCAUGUUCAACAAGGACAUCACGCACCCGAGGAUGAGACGCGAGAUCAAGAAUCCUCGAGUUGUUUUGCUCGACUGCCCUCUCGAGUACAAGAAGGGCGAAAGUCAAACCAAUGUCGAGAUCACAAAAGAGUCUGACUGGGAAAAGUUACUGCAACAAGAGGAGGAAGAGAUGAGGAGAGUGUGCGAUGAUAUCCUGAAGGUGAAGCCGGACCUUGUCAUCACAGAGAAGGGCGUCUCAGAUCUUGCACAGCACUUUCUGAUGAAGGGUGGUUGCUCCGUGAUCCGCCGCAUCCGCAAAACUGACAACCAUCGUAUUGCCAGAGUCACUGGAGCCCACAUUUGCAAUCGCACGGAGGAGCUUCAGGAGACCAUGGUGGGAACUCGGUGCGGUCGCUUCAAGGUUCAGAAGAUCGGCGAGGAGUACUUCACCUUCUUGACCGAAUGCCAGGACCCAAAAGCCUGCUCCAUCCUUUUGCGGGGUGCCACUCGGGAUGUGCUGAAUGAAAUCGAGCGCAAUCUGCAUGACGCAUUCGGCGUGGCCAGGAACAUUCUCCUCGAACCGCUCCUCUUACCUGGUGGCGGAGCUGUUGAAAUGGAGCUUGCUGCACGACUGAAGGAGAAGUCCAAAAGCAUUGAGGGCAGUCGGCAGUACGCUUACAGGGCUGUUGGAGAGGCGCUUGAGGUCAUUCCUCGUAGCUUGGCCCACAAUUGUGGUGCAGAUGUAGUGAGGGCAAUGACCGACCUGCGAGCUCGACACGCUGCAUCAGGCAAUGCACACUUUGGCAUCGAUGGCAGAACCGGCAAAGUGGCUGACAUGAAGGCCCUGGGCAUUUUUGACACGUUUGCGGUGAAGCAGCAGACGUUGAGGACGUCCAUCGAAGCAGCGGCAAUGCUGCUCCGUAUUGACGACAUCAUCUCUGGGAUCAGCAAGAAGCAGCGGGACAAGCCAUCGGCCGCAGCUAUCUUAGACCAGAACUCGUCAUGGGUGGGGACGAUGAGACUUUCGGGGAUUCCCGGGAUGGAUGAGAAUGCCGCGUCUGUCAGCGGGCGUGCUAUCAACGGUCGGGGCCUCGGCGGCAUGGCAAGGUUCUCCUCAGUGGUGGAAAUGCUGUACCAUGACAGGAUCCUGCGCUGUGCGAAGGCUGGAGAUGCAGAAAGAGCAAAGUCGUGGUUUUCGAAGAUGAGAGCUGCAGGGUAUGAACCAGACCUUCAGGCUUACAAUAUUCUUCUGGGCGCUCAUGCAAGUCGUGGAGACAUGGAUUCUGCAGACGAGGUGCUGAGUUCCAUGCAUCAAGAUGACUGCGUGCCAGACCAAUACACCUACACUGCUGCUAUCCAGUCCUGUGAGCGUUCCGGGGACAUCCAGCACGCACAGGCCCAUUUUCAGAAGAUGCAGCAAAUGGGGAUCCUGCUUACAGAUGUUGUGUGCAAUGCAAUGAUCGCAGUUCAAGCUUCUGUGGGAGAUGUUGAAGGUGUGGAGAGGACCCUGAAGGAAAUGCGGCUACAAGGAGUUCCACCAGACAGAGUGAGCUUCAAUUCGGCAAUUGCUGCUGCAGUGAAGGCUGCUGACCAAGAUGCGGUCACCCGAUGGCUCAAUGAGAUGAAGCAGUCAGGUUUUGAGCCAGAUGCCACCACCUACACCUCAGUGGUGAAUUCCAGUGUUUUGAAGCGCAACAUGUUGGAGGCAGAGAAGUGGAUUGAUCAGGCCAUUCAGGAUCAGAUUUCAAGCCCAGCGCCCUUCAACUGCUUGAUUGAUGGCUAUGGGAAAGCGGGCGACUUGACUGCUGCCGAGGCAGUUUUUGACCGGAUGAGGAAUGCCUCCAUCAAGCCAAAUUUAACCAGCUACAAUUCCCUGGUUGACGCCUUUGCACAGGAUGGCAACAUGAAGAUGGCUGUGACUUCCAUGUCUCGAAUGACGAGCCACAUGCUUAAGCCGGAUGUCAUUACGUACACUUCUCUGAUCAGCGGUUUUGCAGCCAGGGGGCAAAUGCAGUUGGCCAAGGAAUGGCUUGACAACAUGUGCCAAGUGUCCCUCGAGCCAAAUGCGGUCACUUUUGGGACAAUCCUGCGAAGCUGCGAGAAGCGGCACGACGUAGAUGCAGCUGAACAUAUUCGUAAAAAGAUGGAAGAGCUUGAGAUCGAACCAAAUCGGGUGAUUUUCAAUACCUUGCUCCACAUUUAUGCUUCAGCACGAGACAUCAACCAGGCAGAGGCGGUUUUCCAGGACCUGGUUUCUAGGGAUACACCCGACAUCUUUGCCUUUGGAUCCAUGGUCAAAGCUGCUGCGCGAAUUCCAGACCUGGCUCGUUCCAAGGCCUGGAUGAUUAGGGCAAGAUCUGCUGGACUAACUCUGGAUGCUCGGAUCUUCUACUCGUUGCUUUCGGGUGCUGCAUCCGUGGGGGACCUCGCUGCUGCUCAACAAGCCAUCGAUGACAUGAAGGCUGUGGGCCUGGCAGAGGACGUGGUGACCUGCACCGCUCUGAUCAGGGCUUGUGCGAAUGCAGGUGAUCUUGAAGAAGCUGAGGUGACGCUGGAGCGCAUGGAGUCACAUGGUAUUUUACCCAAUGAAUAUACACUGAAUGCAACCAUGACUGCAUGUGCAAGCGCGCGGUUUCCCACAAGAGCCGAACAUUGGUUCAGGCAAUUGGUGAAGAAGGGCGUGAAAAUGGAAAUCAUUGGAUUCAAUAGCCUGAUGGCAACCUGGACUGGCGAUCCUGCAAGGAUACAACACUGGAUCCAGCGGAUGAGGAUUGCUGCUAUUUCUCCAGAUAUCAUUGCAUUCAAUGGACUCCUGAACUCCUGUGCUAUCGUCUGUGAUGUGGACCUUGCAACGCAAGUUUGGUCCCAUUUAGACGAAGCAGGUAUCCGUCCAACCUUGGGAAGCUACCGUGCAUUCUCAAAGGCGUUGGCGCGGCAAGGUCGCUAUGAGGAGUUGUCUUCACUACUGAGGCGAAUGGCCCGUGAAGGUCGAAGUAAGGAUGUGUUUUGCCUGCGUGCACUGCUGACUGCUUGCGCCAAAGCAAAAUCUGAGGAUGCUGCGAAGAUGGCAGAGGAAGUUUUUCAAGAUGCUCAUAAAAUGCUGGCGAACGACUCAUAUGCUCAUAGGGCAUUCCGGUUGGCUACAAGUGCAAAGGCUGGCAAGAGAUAUACUGCAUUGACCAAACAGUUCAAUUUGGACCCACCUCGUAUCAAGCCGUCACAGGAGGCCUACAACAGUGAUGCGAAGCAAGAAACCGAUGCAACGAAUGAUGAAGAAGCUUUCAUGUUGUUGCGGCGAAAUGCGAGCGCGCAAUUUGUUUUGCAGUCGAGACAGUCAAUGCCACAGGGAGGGCGAAAUUUACAAGCAGUACAAGCAGCAAAAGGUCAGCAGGCAGACUCACCAGUGGAAGUUCAAAAAGAAGGUGGUGAAAAGGACACGCAUUCAUUUGUCUUGUCCGCAAGUACAGAGCCCUUGCUUCGAAGCUUUCGGCACAGUGUCCGCAAGCACCAUCAGACCACCAGGCUGCGCUUGAAGCCUUAA